Molecule: messenger RNA, 2254 nt
Organism: Dendronephthya gigantea
Lineage: Eukaryota; Metazoa; Cnidaria; Anthozoa; Malacalcyonacea; Nephtheidae
Product: multiple epidermal growth factor-like domains protein 6
Exons: 2
Coding region: 312-1850 (512 amino acids)
Source: RefSeq, a predicted model, not a curated record
GUUAACAAUAGCCUAGCACUCUGUGAGGUUUUAUUAAAAACGGCGUCGUGGCGAGCUACACUUGAAAUUUUGAAAAUUACAAAAUCGAAAUUGGGAUUAUACUAAUCGACGCGGAGACGAAUUUGGCGUAUGGUGUUUUAGCAAAGUGGAUUCUAGUUUGCUUCGCGAGUCUGUUCACCGGCUAUAUAGGGCUGGCUAUGUGCGAAACGUUACCCUAGCAGAUGUGGUGUAUAAGUUGUCAACACUGGACAGUGAUAUCAAGUGCGUUUAUCACCUGUGAUUGUUGGUCUAGGAUUUUUUCAGAAUUUUAAAUGACUACAGAGGACAAAAGGGCGCAUUAUUGGCUACUCCUCCUGGUUUACACCUCCCUAGCUAUAGAAACGGCCCACAGCUCGAUAAGAACUUGCAACUUACACUCGGGCGCUAAGGAAUGCGAUCAGCACUGUCAAAAAGUCGCAUCGAAAGGCAAGGAGGUGUGCUCCCUGUCCUGUAAACGAAAUAAUGGCACGGCGCUCGCGUUUUGCAACCAAGUCUGUGACCCAUCUGACGGGAAUAGCAAAAAAUGUUCAUUUCAUUGCGAUGCCUCCAAGGAGUGUGUUCAACAAUGCACGCAGGGACACUGCAGACAUAUGAAAUGCGGACGAAGUCGAGGCUACUGUGAACAAUAUUGCACGGGGGGCGCGUGCAAGAAUAUGGUCUGCCACUCGGAUAACUGCUUUCAAAAUUGCAGAACUGGGGGAUGUAAAAUGAGAUGCGGACCUCAUGUCAAGUACUGCGAACAGGUCUGCACGGGCGGUAACUGUCAGAUCACUUGCGAGGGCAAGACAUGUCGGGCUUAUUGCCCUGACGGCACUUGCGAGACCCGCGGACCAAACUCCGCCAUUCAAACGCAGUGCAACGUAAAGAAUCCGAGCGAAAAACAUCUAUGUGUGCAAUCGUGUGAUUCCACAGGGUGUUACUGUAAGGCUGAUGCACAUUACAAGUACUGCAAACAAGCGUGUAGAGGAGAAACGUGUCGAUCUAUCACAUGCCAUUCAAAGAGGUGCAAACAGCACUGCGGGAGUAACUGCUCGCUCACGUGCAGCGCGGAUCAUUGCGAACAGGAAUGUUCGGGAAGCGGCUGUGUCCUCUCGUGCUCAGGGCAUGUGCGCACGUGCAAGCAGAUCUGCAAGAAAGGGCACUGCGAAUUCAACUGUGCGGCGAAAGAGUGCCGCAAUGAAUGCGUGCCGUCCGGGACGUGCACAUUCAACGAGAUCGGAGACGCAAAGGGGUCGCAUCUGGACGCGAAAUGCGACUACCGUCAUAACGGCCAGUGUGAACCACCUUGCAAAGCAUGCGUGUUCGGAGGGCAGGACUUGAAAUGCACGGGAACGAACGGCGAGAAAUGUGAUCAGAAUUGCCUCGGAGGCCUGUGUAAGAACGUCAAGUGCUCGUCGGAGAAAAGUUGCCUGCAGAAUUGUCCUGGCGGGGAGUGUGGGAACAUGGACUGUAGGAGCCCCUCGUGCGACCAGCGUUGCUCGGGAGGCAACUGUGCCAAAAUGGAAUGCAACGGAGAAAAUUGUACUCAGGUUUGCUUGGGCAACUGCAAGAAGAUGGUAUGUAAUUCGCCCGUGUGCCAUCAGUACUGUUUCAUCGGAGGGUGUAAUUUCGAAUGUGGACCGAACGUGACCACAUGCCAGCAAACUUGCUAUUCGGGACUUUGUAAUUUCGUUUGUUUGGGCGCCGAGUGCAAAAGUACUUGCCCCGAGGGGAUCUGCCUUAGUAUGGUGCACGGCUCCGGCGUAACGGGCAUGCACCAGUAUUUGUACAUUAUUUUGAGUCUGCUUGUGAUUGCAGUGUACAGAGUAUGAUAAUGAUAGCGUCUAUAAAUAUUGGCCGUGUUUACAUUAGAGAUGAUCCUUCAUGGGCGAUAAGAGAAACUAUUGCCUUGUAGCUAAUUCGUCUCGAUAUACAAGUGUGGCGAACGUCUGUCUAUAGGUCCAAGUGUAAUAAUAUUAUGGCAACAGACCAAAUAUCAUAGGAAAAUACUAUCAUUUGAUAGGACCUCAUCUCUGGUAUAAACUAGGUCAUUGAUAUCCCUGUAUUUGAUAUUUGUAUAUAAUAUAUUAUAAGUUAACCUCUAAGGAAAAAAACCUAUUACGAAGUGAUAUUGUAUUUUCUGUGUUCGAAAAAGAGGGAAAAUGGAAUUAAGAUGUAGACUGGUUAGGAGUAUUUUGUUGUCGAAACUGUUCUUAAUGAGUGUUGGUGAUAUGAA